GUGAAAAGUCAUUACACAAUUAUAAUUGACAUGUUGAUUUCAGGUUGUGGAAUCAUCAUUGCAGCAGCUGGAAUGUGAUCCCACUGAAAUAGAAGAAUUCGUGGAGCAUUUUAUUUUUUUGAAUACAAUUUCCUCAAAAAUAUCUAAAUUAGAAAAAGAGUACUUAACAAUUUCUCAGCUAUAUUCUGUUGUAACCCAUCACCAGAUCCAUAUUUCAGAAGAGCAAAUUGCCAUAUUCCAAGUUCUUCAUAUUAAGUUUAGUCAACUAAAAUCAUCUAUGAAGUUAAGUAUAGUAAAUAAAGACACUGCUUUAACUAAAUUCAGAGAUAACUUGGAAGCAUGUAUCAGUGGUCUACGUGUUGAUGUUAGCAAUUUGAAAGCCAAGAUAAGAACUCCUCUUUUGUUAUGUGCUGGUACUCAAGUGUCAACGGCAAUGGAAAUGAUCCAGACUCUCUCAGGGGAAGCUGCAAGUUUAACUAACAAAGCUAAAGCAUAUUCAAGCUAUCAGGAUUGUUUCAGUGAUUCUCAAUCUCAUAUGCAUUCUAUUAAUGUGGAAGAAAUUACACAGAUUGUGCUUUCAGAGAUCUCUGACAUUGAAUGUGACUUGACUUUGAGGAAAAAAUUAUGGGAAGCACAAGAGGAGUGGAGGCAAGCCUCUUGGGAAUGGAGGAAUUGUUCUCUUCAAAGUAUUGAUGUUGAAUCAGUACAGAAAAAUGUUUCAAAACUGAUGCACAUAAUCUCGGUAUUAGAAAAAGGUUUACCUAAAAGUGAUAUGCUGACACAUCUUAAGCAAGUGGUAACAGAGUUUAAACAAGAGCUGCCUAUCAUUAUAGCUCUGGGAAAUCCCUGUCUCAAGCCAAGGCAUUGGGAGGCUCUCCAGGAGACUAUUGGGAAGUCAGUUCCCCUUGAUAAAAACUGUAAAGUAGAGAAUCUUCUAGCUCUCAAGAUGUUUCAGUAUGAAAAUGAAAUAAAUGAUAUGUCAACUUCAGCAACUAAUGAAGCUGCUCUUGAAAAAAUGCUAUUUAAGAUUAUUGAUUUUUGGAACAUUACUCCUUUGCAUUUAGUUCUUCACCACACAGAGAUUUACUCUAUCUUCAUAAUACCAUCUAUAGAUGACAUAUCAGCUCAGUUAGAAGAGUCUCAAGUCAUACUUGCAACAAUUAAAGGAUCUCCCCACAUUGGGCCCAUUAAGUGUACAGUGUUCCCUGAUAGUCCCUCACUGUGCAACCCCACAUCUGGUAAUAUACCUAAUAAUUAUUUUCAGAUGUAA
Molecule: messenger RNA, 1270 nt
Organism: Chlorocebus sabaeus (green monkey)
Lineage: Eukaryota; Metazoa; Chordata; Mammalia; Primates; Cercopithecidae
Source: RefSeq, a predicted model, not a curated record